Molecule: messenger RNA, 375 nt
Organism: Thyridium curvatum
Lineage: Eukaryota; Fungi; Ascomycota; Sordariomycetes; Thyridiales; Thyridiaceae
Exons: 2
Coding region: 1-375 (124 amino acids)
Source: RefSeq, a predicted model, not a curated record
AUGAAGCCCUCUUUCAUCGUCCUCUCGGCCCUGGCUGCCCUGGCUACAGCUAACCCCAUGGAAAGGAGGCAGUGUGCUGGUUGCGAGCCCCCGGCAGGCAAGGGCAACUCAGCCAGUAACCCGAAUGUAAACUCGAGCUCCAACGCCAGCAACAGCAACAGUAACUCUGUUAACGUUGUCAACCAGCUGCCCGGCGGAACCGCCCCUGGUGGAACAGCCCCAGGCGGAUCUACUCCUAGCGGAACCCCUCCUGGCGGAAACGGCAACGUCAAGCCGAGGUGCCAGGACUGCCUUAACUUUUGCGGUGAGCACGGUGAUCUUGGCAACGCGCUUUGCAAGAUUUUUGCGUGCGGCAUCGUUUGCGUCGGCGUCUGA